GUACUAAUGUCUAAGACUGCUAAUUAAUACAUACAUAUGCUGCAAUUGAUAUUGAUUACUCAACCCUGACCCUGGCCUUUUACUUGUAUAAUAACUUGUGCCAUUUCAGUACAUUGUUUUACUUAUUGUUUUAAUAGUAGUAUAUAUGACUAACAAUUCCUCUUAGUGAAACUUGUGGAAUCCAUUAUUUUAUAAUUUGGUGAAAUUUAUCACAUCUUGCUUGAAAAAAAUUUGCUGUUAAUUGACAUUAUUACUUAAUGGCACUUCCUUUGUGUCACAGUCACAUGCAAUUCACCACAACACUUCUCACUUUUCCAAAUACUCUUGUCUCCUCUCUCUCUCUCUCUCAUUACAGAUGCUGUCAUUAUCUCUUGUUGUUCACAGAGACUCGUGUCAGGAAUGACACAUGAGUAUUUGCAUUGGGUUGGAUUUGGUGACUGUUAUUUUGGAGUGUGGCGUGAAGAGUCUUGGGGACAUUAAAUCACUGAGAGUUCUCAUGCAAGACGGACUCUGCCAUCACUUACUUACUGUAAAUGAGCAACUUUACGAAUUGCUUCAGAACGAAUCUGUUGAUGUUUUUGGUCGCUCUUUGACAAAGUGCUUUCUUCUUUUUCAUUCAAAUUGUCAUCAUCUCAAACUACAGCUGGAGUGGUUCCUUAAUAAGCUAAUGCACACAAUACAAUUAGAUCAGUCAAGACUUCAAGCAGGCAGACAAGAGCUAACAUUAGAAUGUCUCAAUUCAAUUUUGUCACAUUCAUAAUUUUGUAUCAGAGUUAUAUGUUAAUUAUGAUUGCAGUACCUACUUUACUAAUGUGUGAGAGAGACUGAGCAAGCUACUUGCUAAGGUAUGUCAGCCAUCAGCUGUUAUUAAGCUUAGCCAAUUAC
Amphimedon queenslandica is the source of this 885-nucleotide messenger RNA. RefSeq names its product Golgi-specific brefeldin A-resistance guanine nucleotide exchange factor 1-like. NCBI's taxonomy places the organism in Eukaryota, Metazoa, Porifera, Demospongiae, Haplosclerida, Niphatidae. Bases 407 to 760 code for a protein of 117 amino acids. The transcript has 5 exons. The record is from RefSeq and is a predicted model, not a curated record.